Messenger RNA from Branchiostoma floridae (Florida lancelet), 593 nucleotides. RefSeq lists its product as uncharacterized. The coding region runs from base 32 to 454 and encodes 140 amino acids. Gene Ontology annotation, cellular component: cell periphery; cell septum. The record is from RefSeq and is a predicted model, not a curated record. Gene Ontology annotation, molecular function: chitin synthase activity. The transcript has 4 exons. Lineage: Eukaryota; Metazoa; Chordata; Leptocardii; Amphioxiformes; Branchiostomatidae.
CAUCAAAAGAAUCAACUCAGCCAUAAGUGCCAUGACAGAACCGGAUGAACUUCAAAAAGAAAAGUACCGUGUAAAGAGGAUCCUCAUGAGGAGGGGAUGCAAGAUCAGAGACCUGGAGGAAAAGGACGACCACGGAGAAGAAGAGGUUGAGUUCUGGGAGGCUCUGCGAGAGAAGAAACUGAACCCUGACCUCGGCAUGUUCACCUCGGACGUGGAUCUGAAGGCGAAGCUGGUUGGACUGCGGAACUCUGCCCUGGUGGUGCUACUGGUAGUGAACGUGUUAUGGAUCACCAUCAUGAUGGUUCUGUCCAGCCGUGAGGCCCUACAGGUGCUUGGACAGAACCCACUGGGUUUCUUCUCACUCGCUGUCUUCGGACUGGUACAAGUAAUCCAGUUCCUGGCUAUGUUGUACCAUAGGCUGUUAACGCUCUUACAUGCUGUGGCAAGAUUAUAGUCAGUCUAAAUGCUUGCUUUUAUCAUCCAAGAUGUGUUUGUCAGAAUCCCUUUCUCAUCGUCUUCAGAUAGUACAAGGUAUAUAGUUUCUAGCUAUUUUAUAUCAGUUUCUGGCUAUUCUGUAUCAUACACAAUUACAC